AGAGAGCCUAAUUUAACACUGUUGUUACUUAACUCACGCGCUAUGAGCGUAGCUGUUUUUAUCGAUGGCACUGAUGCGAAACAAGUUACUGAGCUAAAAAGAUUUCUUAAGAGUUAUGGGGCCAAAGUGCUUGAUAACUCUGAGUGUACAGAUGCUAACUGGCCAGACGAGCUGAUUAAAUGCCUUAAACACAUCGACAUCUGUUGGAAAGACGAAUCUAUUGCUGAAGCUGAUGUCAAUGAUGUUUUAGCAAGUGUUGCCUCUAUUUUUAUCCAACUUCCACCUGAUAAAUUAAUUGAUGCCGUUCAUCUUUUUUGCGAAAAGUUACGUGAUUUUUCUGGUGAUAACACACGAAGACAUAGGAGCAAACUUUUCCCACUGAACCUUCUGUUUUGUGGACUUAAUCCCAAAAGUCAUCCCCGUUAUGAAAUAUAUCUUACUCUAAUUGAAUGUGCCGAAAAAAUGGGCGUUCUAAAUGAAGUGAUAACUGCACCAAAAAAAGUUGGCUUAGCUUUUCAUAUUUCAUAGUUUUUAGGUUGCUUAUUGGCUAAGUGAAUGUGAUUGCACAGUUGAGGAAUGCCAGAAAGUAUGGCAGAAGCUGUAUGAUGCACAUACUUCACUGGGUGAAAGUCGAAAAGCUAUUGAAGCCAUGAUAUAUCUCCUCUCAACCUACAAUGAACUAACUGCUAUGAAUGCCCGGCAAAAUGCAAUAAAAUGCAUCAUAUCUGUGUUGCAAGAUCCAUCUUUAUUAUCUCAUGAUCAAUUGUACGCUCUUAAACCAGUUCAAUAUCUGGAAGGUGAACCUGUUCAUGAUUUCUUCAAGAUAUUUGUCUCUGGAGAUCUGAAUACAUUCAGAAACUUCCUAACUAAACAUCCAAACUUUUUAAGUCAGAAUAAUCUAUCUGAAGAAGCUUGUAUUCACAAACUCCGACUUCUGACGUUAAUGCAGUUGUCUGAGAAUGUGAAUGAACUUAGUUAUCAAGAUGCAGCUGCUCAGUUGAAUCUCAAGAUUGAAGAGCUGGAGCCAUUUAUAAUAGAAGCUGUGCGCCAGAGAGCUGUUGCAUGUAAAUUAGAUCAAGUUCAAAAGAAAAUCCUAAUCACCGGAGCGUUUCCACGUACAUUUGGUCGACCUCAAUGGGUUAACUUACAUGAUACAUUGGUACAAUGGCGAUCUCAUCUUGGUACUGUACAAUCUAGUUUAAGUAUGAUGAUUCAAAAUGAAUCUUCUUAAAUAAUUAUACCUAACCCAGUAGAAAAAGAGAGUUUUUGUGCCUUGGUUUUUAAUUUUUCUUAUCACUUUCGUUCAUGGGGAUAUUUUUAAUUGGUGUUAUGAAAUCGUAUUUUAUUUAAA
Schistosoma haematobium is the source of this 1351-nucleotide messenger RNA. RefSeq names its product Eukaryotic translation initiation factor 3 subunit M (gene EIF3M). Bases 650 to 1231 code for a protein of 193 amino acids. Gene Ontology annotation, cellular component: eukaryotic translation initiation factor 3 complex. The record is from RefSeq and is a predicted model, not a curated record. NCBI's taxonomy places the organism in Eukaryota, Metazoa, Platyhelminthes, Trematoda, Strigeidida, Schistosomatidae. Gene Ontology annotation, biological process: cytoplasmic translational initiation. The transcript has 7 exons.